Molecule: messenger RNA, 6714 nt
Organism: Fundulus heteroclitus (mummichog)
Lineage: Eukaryota; Metazoa; Chordata; Actinopteri; Cyprinodontiformes; Fundulidae
Gene: mid2
Product: midline 2
Exons: 11
Coding region: 594-2915 (773 amino acids)
Molecular function (GO): protein binding; zinc ion binding
Source: RefSeq, a predicted model, not a curated record
CCCAUGACAGCGACACCGUGAGGCCACAGCGGGCGAGAGGAUGGAUGGAUGGAUGGAAGAGGAGGUGGAGAAGAAGGGAGUAUGGGUGCGCACGGCUCGGGUUUGUUGCGCGGGCACUGGAGCAGCGGUGAAACCGGUCCCAGCUGCUGCCUUGGAGGGGAAUGAGAGCUAUUCCUGUCCCCCUGUGGGUUGGUCACGUGUUCUCCGGGGAGCGUUUGGUUUGGGGACCGCGUCGGGAGGGAAACGUGAGCGCACCGUUGCGCACAGCUGCUGACUGGUUGGAGAGCAGCAACAUCCUCGAGGAGCGUUGACGGUCCGACGGCAGAGGAAGCGUAUCAGUUUUUUUUUUUUUUUGUUUUGGGGCGUAGUUACAAUAACGACAACACUCUCACCGUCUCUACUCACCCGCUGCUACAGCGUGGGCGAUCCCUCAGUCACUGCUGCGUUAAAACUUCUCAGUCCACGAACUGUGAUCUCCGCGGCGAGCUCCUUCUUCCUCUCCUUCAAGUCGCCACCCAGAGCUGUCAGCGAGCGGAGGUGAGUGGCCAGCUUCCGUGGGAUUUGAUGUCACCUUUAGGUUGGUUUAACUGAAGAUGGAAACACUGGAGUCUGAGCUGACCUGCCCGAUCUGCCUGGAGUUGUUUGAAGACCCGCUGCUCUUGCCCUGUGCCCACAGCCUCUGUUUCAACUGCGCCCACCGCAUCCUGGUGUCUCACUGCUCUACCAGCAAGCCCCUUGAGUCCAUCUCGGCCUUUCAGUGCCCCACGUGUCGUUACGUCAUCACGCUGAAUCACCGCGGCCUGGAGGGCCUUAAGCGCAAUGUGACGUUGCAGAACAUCAUUGACCGCUUCCAAAAGGCCUCUCUCAGCAGCCCCAACUCCCCCACUGAGAGCCGGCGGCUGCAGACGCAGCGGCCCUACACCGCCACCAUUAGUGGCACAAUAGCCGGAACGAUCGGCGGCGGCGGCGGCGGCGGCGGGGGCGGAACAGGUGGAGGAAGUGCCCGUGGCAGUCCAGCCACUUCCAGCCACUCCCACCCGCACGCCACCCACACCAACCACGCCAACCACACAAACGCCAACCACAGCCCCGGCAUCGUGGCCAAGAUGGAGCCGCGGAUCAGCUGCCAGUUCUGUGAACAGGAUCCGCCGCGGGAGGCCGUUAAGACGUGCGUGACGUGCGAGGUGUCGUACUGCGACCGGUGCCUGCGCGCGACGCACCCAAACAAGAAGCCCUUCACCAGCCACCGCCUGGUGGAGCCGGUCCCCGACACGCACCUCCGGGGCCUGACCUGCCUGGAGCAUGAGAACGAGAAGGUCAACAUGUACUGCUUGGUGGAUGACCAGCUCAUCUGUGCCCUCUGCAAGCUGGUGGGCCGUCACAGAGACCACCAGGUGUCCUCGCUCACGGACCGCUUUGACAAGCUCAAGGCUUAUCAGGUGAGCCCGGGCAGAGUGUCAGAUGCAGUAAUGGAGGCUUCAAAGACAAGCGCUGCGCAAACUCUGGAGAACAACCUGACCAACCUGGUGAAGAGGAACAGUGAGCUGGAGAAUCAAAUGGCCAAGCUCAUUCAGAUCUGUCAGCAGGUCGAGGUAAAUACAGCCAUGCAUGAAGCUAAGCUGGUGGAGGAGUGUGAUGAGCUGGUGGAGAUCAUCCGCCAGAGAAAACAGGUCAUCGCUGUCAAGAUCAAAGAGUCCAAGGUGAUGAAACUGCGCAAGUUGGCUCAGCAGAUUGCAAACUGUCGCCAGUGCUUGGAGCGAUCCAGCGCCCUCAUCACCCAGGCCGAGCAGAGCCUGAAGGAGAACGACCACGCGCGCUUCCUCCAGUCUGCCAGGAACGUGGCAGAGAGGGUGGCGAUGGCGACAGCAUCCUCCCAGGUACUUAUCCCUGAUGUGAACUUGAAUGAGGCGUUUGAUAACUUCGCUCUGGACUUUUCCCGUGAGAAGAAGAUAUUAGAGGGUCUAGAUUAUUUAACAGCGCCCAACCCGCCGUCCAUCAGGGACGAGCUUUGCACGGCCUCCCAUGACACCAUCACCGUUCACUGGACGUCAGAAGAUGAGUUCAGCGUCACCUCCUAUGAGCUUCAGUACACCAUCUACACUGGCCAGACAAAUUUUAUCAGUCUGUACAACUCUGCAGACAGCUGGAUGAUUGUGCCGAACAUCAAGCAGAACCACUACACGGUGCACGGCCUGCAGAGUGGCACCCGUUAUAUCUUUUUCGUCAAGGCCAUCAACCAGGCGGGAAGCCGCAACAGUGAGCCGGCCCGCCUCAAAACGAACAGUCAGCCAUUCAAGUUAGACCCAAAGACGGCCCACAAGAAGCUCCGUCUGUCCAACGACUGCCUGACCAUGGAGAAGGACGAGAGCUCGCUGAAGAAGAGCCACACGCCCGAACGGUUCAGCGGCACCGGGUCGUACGGGGCUGCCGGGAACGUCUUCAUUGACAGCGGGUGCCACUACUGGGAGGUGCUGCUGGGUGCAUCCACGUGGUAUGCCAUCGGCGUGGCUUACAAAUCCGCCCCGAAAAACGAGUGGAGCGGUAAGAACUCGUCCUCGUGGGUGUUGUCGCGUUGCAACAACAACUUCAUGGUGCGGCACGACGGUAAGGAGAUGCUGGUGGAGGCGAGCCUGCAGCUGCGGCGGCUCGGCGUCCUCCUGGACUACGACAACAACUCGCUGUCCUUCUACGACGCCAUGAAUUCCCAGCACAUUCACACUUUCGAGAUCUCCUUCCUCCUUCCCGUUGUACCCACUUUUAUGAUCUGGAACAAGUCAGUCAUGAUUCUCUCAGGACUACCUGUCCCAGAUUUUGUCGAUGGGGUGGCUUCAGAUCUCCAAGAGCAGCAGCAGCAGCAAAUGGGUCUGUGCCGACAAGAAUCGCCGUACUUGACGGGGAUGAAAACCUGUCACUGACUAAGCUUGUGACGGAAGACUGGAUUAGGACCUGACCGACGCCGGCGGCUUGACUGAGCUUUGCUCUGAUCCUCACGAAGGAACGGGUUACUGUCUUAAAAGUGUUAGAAAAUUGUUACUCCUGUUAGUUUUUAGCCACUCGGUUUUGCAUAUUCAUUUAGUUUAUGGGAAUGGUUUCUUUGACGGAAAACAUCAAUUGGUGUUGCGUUCAUUAAGCACCCUGCUGGCUCUGUGAACGGCAGCUUUGGUCUGUCACUCAGCAGGACGGGAUUCUGGGUUUCCAGAAUCCUUUCAGGUCUGUCUUUUUAAUUUCUAUCUUUUCAUUUGACCACCCUAGGCAGAAGAUCCAGGUGAAAGUCUUUCAAGUUUGAAGCUGCAACAUAGGAGUAGUGGGAUUAAAUCUCACAAAUUUCAUGAAUUUAAUCAUGAGAUUUAUUUAUUUUUUUGGUUGGGAGUUCUUUUGUGCAGGAGGAGCAGUUAUACAUUAGCAUACGUGCAGGUGCGUCUCAGUAAAUUAUAACUUAUUCAUAGAUAUUCAGAAUGAUUCUGGAUACAGAAAUGUCUGCCUCCUUCUGGGGAGGUGAGUGGCACAGAGACACAGUGGGUGCCCCAUACAUAAUGUCUAUGUCUUCACAGUUCUCUCUCUCUCUCCCCAUGUUCUCUCAUUGCUGUGAAUAAUAAGAGCACACUCUUUAAAAUAUUUUAAAAAUAUAAUUUUGGCCUUCCUAAAAAAAAUAGCUCAAUGUACUGUAGUGUGUGCACUGAAUACUUGGCUGCGAUUCCUUUUGCAUGAAUAACUGCAUCAGUGCAGCUUGGCAAGGUAGCCCUGCUAAGGUAAAGCCUGGAUUGCUUCAAUAGUUGCCUUGAGCUCAUCUGCAUUGUUGGGCCUGGUAUUCAGCAUCUUCUUCUGUACUAAGAAGUAAGUACAGUACAGUAAGAAACCCUUUAAAAUAACCUCAAUAAACUUAGAUUCUGAUUUACGAUUUUCUUUUUAAAAACUGACUUUGGAUCACUGGGCAAAUCCAGUCCUUUUUUCUGCUUUGCCUUGAUAAGAUUCACCUGAUGUUAUCCCAGCGUUUUAACUUCCCAUCAAUAUGCUGAGAAACAGCACUGCCAUCUCUUUGUGGAGAAUGACUGCUGGGCAAUUGUCAAGUCGGCGAUCUUCUACUUGAUUGUGAAGGCCAUAAUGAAACGUCUCUGUUUUAACUUGUAGUAGUCUGCUGCUUAAAAAUUGCCUCAAGCCAGCUUCCUGUCUAAAUGCAGCUAAAAUGAAGCAUUAGUCCCACUAAUGCUGGUUGUUGCAUAUUUUACACACAGCAAAGUUAUUUUUAUGUCCAAUUCAACCUAAUUUCACAAAAUUGCAUCCUAAAUACCUACGUUCAUGAACACUUGAAAUGGUUUAAAUUAAAUGUUCUUGUCAAUGAUUUACUGAGACACAUCUGUACAGCACAGCUUCCAGAAAAAAAGAUAUAUACUUCCACUCUCCAGUCAAAACUUACAGAAGCUUUUAGUUUCUUUUAUUAGUUUUCAGGAUUUGAAUCUAAAUUUCUAAGACUGACUUUAUGAUAUGAUCGCAAUUUGCUUGUAAAUACUUGAUGGUUUCUGUGCCCUGGUAGCUGUAACCGAGCUUUAAUGAAGCCUUCUCCCUGUUCUUCCUACUAGAUUUAACCCAUCAGCCCUGUUUAUGUGGCUGGGUCCAAACUUCCAGGCUCCAGGAAGCAGUAACGUUGCUCCCAGAUUUUGUUUCGACAUCAUCACAGGGAGCAGAUUUGCAUCAUGUGACUACUCUUUUUGUAAGAUAAGAGACGUAUUGAACACGAGACAAGAAAAAGAAGUAUUUAUAGCGAGCAAAAUGGUUAAAAUUUAUUUUAGGUUAACAAAUUAUUCAUGAUGCACUUUUGAACUUGAUACCGUUUGCUCUAUGUUAUAAAGUAGAGCUAGAACCGAAUGGCAGAUUGUAGUGGGGCGAUUACGUGACAACAAAACACUGUGUUAAGUUAUGUUUACCCUUAAAAUGAAUGAGGUGCAGCAACAUCCUGAUAGCUUUGCGGGCAGCUUAUGUUGUUGCUCAAAGCAAACGCAAAACAAAACAACAAAAAAAUAACACAAAUUCAUCUUUGCACUUUUUAAUCGCAUACAGAAAAGUUAGGCUCCUCGGAAAAGGGAUGUGAUUCUGGUAUUUAUGGAGUUUGUAUCUAGAUGGUGAUAACCUUACAGCUGUCUUCUUUUUUUUUUUUUACUUUCACUCUUGAUAUGAAAUUUUCAGGACUGAAGAGGGUUAACACUUGCUGUUUGUUGCGGUAUCACGGCAUGACUGUGUUUUCCUCCACAUACAUGCACAAUUUAACACCACCACAUAGUCUUCUGUCCAGGUCGUAAACAAUGCAUGCAACAGUAACAGAGUACAGGGGCUCACUGGGAGAUGUAUGUACGUUUAAGAAGUUCACCACGUUUGGUUUCAUCAUUCCUCAUAUGGCAGAUUAACUCCAGUUCUCCUUCACUUUUCACAUUUCAUCAUAGCUCAGUUUUUUUCAGUUUUUUUUUUUUUUUUUUGUUUUGUUUGUUUGUUUGGAUUUCAAGGCUUAGCGUGGGUGAUGCUUUUCUCUGGUUUGACAUUCAGGUAGCCGUGCUGAUCCAGACAAUCAAAUGUGUAUUAUACUGUAGUUUAGGCAGAUUAAAGAGACGGCAUGGAGGGAAAAGCUGACAUAAACUGACACUGGAUAUUGGGUAAAUGACAUAUAUAUAUAUAUACAUAUAUAUUCCUUUAAAAUUGGCCACACCACAUGAGCAUUUUGCAAUGACAGUCAUGAAGCAUUUCUAUCCUGUUGGCUUAUGAUUACACUGUCUGCUAACUGCCCUGAGUCUGUACACAGCAAGAAAUUACUGAUAGAAAUCUCUUCCUGUUUCAUGCACAAGACGUUUUUAGUUGAUUUUAAGGAACCAAAAAAGAUCCCACAGUUCACCUCUUAGCUGUGCCUGAGUUGUCAUAAAUGCCUCGGAUCGGUGAUCAUUUGAAGAAGGCCUGAAGGAUUAGCGAUCACCCAGUUUAAAUGUAACAGAGUGGAAAUUCAGCCAGGCUGCUGCCAAAAUUCCUCUGAUCUUCAGACAUCCGUCGGGUUAAAUAAUGUCCAUCAAAGACUCAACCGUGUGUUUAUUUGGGAGGACAAGCUGAGGUGUGUGAGUGUGUCCUUGGCUGGGUCACUGCAUGAUUAUGUGACCUUGCUCCAGGUUCAUUACACUUUUCUUAUCUUCAUGAUGAGGUCUCCUAUCAAAUCAGACAUACAAUCUCUGUUUUUAUGUUGUUUGUUUUCUUAUGGAAAAAUGGGAACUACACAAAGCUGUCAUCGGCGUUCAUAUCAGAUUGUUUGCAGUGCUUCUUUUUGGUGUCACAAGUCAAUACAGUAAAAAAUAUAUUUACGGUGAAUGACUUUAAAUAGCUUCCCACUCCUUGUAGUGCCGUGUUUAUACCCUAGAAACAAUGCAAUAGAUUCUUCUUUUUGCUUUCCUUUUCUGUAACUUUGGGAUUUUUAUUUUAUUUUAUUUUUUACAACUGAAAAGAAAAGCGAUCCUCUCCUUAAUGGCACUGGGACCUUAAAAAAAACAGCACAAAAAGAGCAAUUUUGCCUUCAUGCAAUGCUUUCUGUUUCCAUAGAUAUAUCUGAGAUACUUUUAGCCAGAGAGGAAUGUAAAUCAGAGGGGGAAAUAUAUAUUAUAUAAAGUUGUAUAAUGUACAAAAAUAUAUAUGAACCAAUGUUAUUUAUGUGAAUUUGAGUCCAAUAAAAAAGUCUGAUCCCAAAAA